AUGAGUCUUUUUAAAGUAGCAAGAAUAUUAUAAGCUAACACUAUAUUAUUUAACUGUGAUAUAUAAUAAGGAUUCAUAAAACACAUAUAUAAAUCCGAAAACAUUAUAAAUACUGCAAAAUAAAUGGCAUAAACAGCUAAUAUUUUACAAUUACCAAUAUUAGUAACAGUUUAAAAUGUAAAAGCGUUUGGAAAUACUGUACCAGAAUUAGAGAAAGAUUUACCAAAAAAUUUAUCCUAAAAAUUCGAAAAGGCAACAUUUUCAAUGAUAAAUGAACAAACUUAGGCAUUUUUGGAUUAACAUAAAGAAAGAAAAACAGCAAUUUUAUACGGAGCUGAAGCACAUGUUUGUGUUUAAUAAACUUGUUUAGAUUUAUUAGAAAAAGAAUACUAAGUUUUUUUAUUGACUGAUGGUAUUACUAGUAUAAAUCCUAUAGAUAGAUCCACUGCAUUUUAAAGAAUGUAAUAGGCUGGAGCACAUUUAACAACAUAUUAAAGUGCAGUUUUUGAAAUGCUAAAAAGCUUUAAACAUGCAGAAUUUAAAAAUUACUGCCAGUUUUUAAAUUAAGUGUAAAUGAAUAAGACAGAUUGA
Molecule: messenger RNA, 591 nt
Organism: Ichthyophthirius multifiliis
Lineage: Eukaryota; Ciliophora; Oligohymenophorea; Hymenostomatida
Product: isochorismatase family protein, putative
Exons: 1
Source: RefSeq, a predicted model, not a curated record